This is a messenger RNA of Misgurnus anguillicaudatus (oriental weatherfish), 2732 nucleotides long. RefSeq names its product hyperpolarization activated cyclic nucleotide-gated potassium channel-like 1 (gene hcnl1). Gene Ontology annotation, cellular component: HCN channel complex; dendrite; membrane. The record is from RefSeq and is a predicted model, not a curated record. Gene Ontology annotation, biological process: regulation of membrane depolarization; sodium ion transmembrane transport; potassium ion transmembrane transport. Lineage: Eukaryota; Metazoa; Chordata; Actinopteri; Cypriniformes; Cobitidae. Gene Ontology annotation, molecular function: voltage-gated potassium channel activity.
CGCCGAUUUGUCUGCGCAGAACGUCUCGAAAAGUAAAAAAAAUCGUCAUGUGUUCUUCUUUACAUCUUUUCUGUUUUCAGACAAACUAAACUAACUAAACACAACUAUACAUGGAUGUAUACUGGCAAAGGUUAGCAACACAAUAGCAUUGUUGAGUGUGUUUAUAUUUGAGUUUUCGAACCUCGCGCAAAAAUAACGAACGUUAGCGGAUGCUGCGGUCGGUUAAUCACUUCAGUCACGAUGAGCAGCGAUAUCCCAAAAAGAUCCUCCGUUAGCCCUGAUAAAACUUGCUGUUCUGGGUUCACUAAUGUCCUAAAACGUGUCUUUGUCUGCAAGAAAAGCAAAGAGUCUUUGAACAGAGAUGAAGAUGCAGUAAGCCCAAGUGAACACACCGGUUGGGUGAUACACCCUUUGAGUUCCCUCAGAUAUUACUAUCUGAUGUCUAUGGUGAUCUUAACAUUCGCCAAUCUUAUAACAAUCCCUCUGGACAUGGCGUUCUCUGAGGAUAUACGUGGUAAUAGACACAGAUACUGGGUGGCCUUCAACGUCUUCUCCGACAUCAUGUUCUGUGUGGACAUUGGUAUUAAUUUUCGAAUGGGUAUUUUCACUGAAGACGGUCAGGUGCCCAUCCUUGAUCCAAAGCUCAUAAGAAAAGAUUAUUUAAAAUCUUGGUUUGUUCCGGAUGUUGUGGCUGCAUUUCCUGUUGACAUUAUUAUUGUUAUUGUGGACCAUUGUAAUAGUGCAGACAUAAACUCGCUGUUGGCUUCAAAGAUGGUGAGGAUGCUUAUGUUCGCGAGGAUCCUGAGCAUGAUUCGUGUGCUCCGUUUGCCAAGGCUCAUGAGAUUCUACUCUGAACUUGAAAAUGUCUCGGAUAUACAGCUUGACGUAGUCCGGAGGUCUAUCAGGUUUACAUUUGCCUUACUGAUGAUAUUUCUCAUCUGGCAUUGGAACGGAUGUAUUCAGUUCUUCAUACCUGUUCUGGAUGAGUUUCCGCUUGACUGCUGGGUCACAAGAGAGAAUCUUACGAAUAGCACAGUUGGUGAAAAAUACUCUUUUGCUUUGUUCAGAACUUUCUUUCAAAUGACCUGGAUGUCCUACAGAUCUACUGAAACACCAACACGUAUUGAAGAACAGUGGGGUGUUAUUGUCAGUAUGCUGAUUGGUUUUUCAGUCUUCAUCACAUGCAUCACUUUUGUGGUUGUGACGUUUGUCCGUGCCGCUGCCACAAGUAAUGUGUACAUGAAAAAGAUAAACCAACUACAAUCCUCCAAGGUGUUCAGACAGCUGCCCAAAGCUUUGCGCCAGCGAAUCACUGUGCAUUACAAGUGGGAAUUUGAUAAGAAGAACAUCUUUGAUCUCGUCCCGAAGCCACUGAGAAAGGAUAUUAUGGCAGCCAUGUGUACGGACCUGCUAAAGAAAGGAUCGUUGUUUAGAAACAAUGAUCCAAAAUUUGUUGAAGCCAUGUUAAUGAAACUGGAGUAUGAGAUCUUCCAGGCAGGUGAAAUCAUACUUUAUCAGAAUACUCGGGCUGAUCGUAUGUUCUUUAUCGAGUGUGGACAAGUGCUCGUGGAGACUGAAUUUUUCCAGAUGGUGUUGUCUACUGGAGAUCACUUUGGAGAGAUAUGUUUGCUGUUUGGUGGACGGCGGCAGGCUACAGUUCGAGCUUUAGAUGCCUGCAGACUCUUCUCACUUUCUUUAGACCACCUUCUGGAGAUCGAGGAAGAGUUUCCAGAUGUAGUGAAUGAGCUGAGGGAAAAAGCUCAACAGCGUAAAAGUGAACUAGAGCGAGCUGAGCUGAGACAACUUGCUUCAUCUACAUCUGAUGAUGUGUGAAAAACUUACUCUAGUUAUUGUAUUCUAUAAUAAAAUUUGAGUUAUUCAAUAAGAUCAUUUAUAUAUUUUAAACUUGAGAUGUUAUGCAUUGUAUAGUUUAUUGUAUUUUAUUAUACAAUUCAAGUUAUUUAAUAAGAUCAUUUACCUGUUUUAAACUUUAGAUGUUAUGCAUUGUAUUGUAAUGUUAUUAUAUUAUAACAUUUUAGUUAUUUACUAACAUAAUUUACAUAUUUUAAACUUGAUAUGUUAUGCAUUGUAUUGUAAGUUUAUUAAGACACUUGUUUUUUUUCUUGUACAUUUUGUUCUGUAAAUAUUUUCUAAAAGAUUGUUUGAUAAAAAUUUUAUUAUAAUACACAACAACAUAGUCAUACAUGCUCAUCACUUUCAUAACCCAAACACAAAAUACAGAGAGAAACGCUGCUUUGAAAUCCUACUGCGGGACAAUCCCAAAUUUUAUUUCAUUCAAAACAAAUUUCAAAAUUUGCUUUCAUACCAUACAAAUGGAGUAAGAUGUCCUUGACAAAUUUUGUUGUGGAUCUUUCACAUUUCCACUGAGAUCAGAUUUUAUAGAAAACAGAGUGUUAUCCUUUUUAUAAACGUUUUAUGGACAUUUUGAAAGGUACAUGUUAAGCCAAUCUGAAAUGGUUACUACCAACUAUGAUGAAUAGAUCAAAUCACAUACUAGGCUACUAUCAACAUCAUGAGGAACUAAUAGAGAACUUCUUUUAUUUGUCUAACAAAUAGUUAACUUUUUUUUAAGUGUAUCUUAUAAAAUGUGUAAUUCAGGGAACAUUUUUAUUUUUGCUUCACAGAAAAUGUUUAACGUAAAUGACAAUGAAAAAUUCAUUUAGCCACAUGAUGGCGCAAGGAUGCUAUUUGUCUAAUAAUUCUGAGCUGUU